AUGGGCGGAGCCCUUGAUAACCAUUUGUUUGAUCUCGCCAAUCAAACAUGUUUUUUUUGCUGGCUCCAGUUGGUUAAAUCCGAGCUCACAGUGCCUUUUAACAUUGGAUUGGUCUUGUACUCGGGAGUUCGUCUGCUAUCACAGAUGAAAGGACCUCCUCGGUGGAGUAUCGAAGCCGUAGGCAUUAGUACGGCAAGAAGACUAUCGCAGAUCGAACCAAAAUGCAGCGAUCUGAGAACAAUCAAACUCACGAGCUUCUCAAGUACGUCUGCCUUUCUCGAAAAUGCCAAGCAGUUAGGGCUAUCUUUGGGCGAUUUUGUAGACGAUGAUUCGGAAUCGCCCUUUUGUUCUCGGUACCAGCCCAUUUCCUACCAUACUUUGGCUGCAGAUCUCCAGCCCAUCCCAGAACAACUGAAGUUUCCCCAUCAUCCCUAUCUUGACAUUGUACCAUUUCCCUCCUUUCGUGCCAAAGCAUUGACAGCAAUCUCAUCCGGGACCCCGGCGUUCAGCGAGGAUGAGCUGUGUUUUGAUCUGGCGCAUGAUAGCAUGCGGUGUUGGGGCUCAACGGCGACGUCUUUACAUGGCCGUGGAAAUGGGACCCCUUGGGAUGCGCGCAGCUGGGAGGUCUCCCCCUGGUUCUUGAAGAAAUGGGGUUUCCUGGUUGGCAAUGAGGAUGACGCUAUAUAUCAAAACAGUCUCUGGUGGUGGUCCCAGAGGUAG
This is a messenger RNA of Aspergillus pseudonomiae, 720 nucleotides long. Its product is annotated as DUF3425 domain-containing protein. Bases 1 to 720 code for a protein of 239 amino acids. The transcript has a single exon. The record is from RefSeq and is a predicted model, not a curated record. Lineage: Eukaryota; Fungi; Ascomycota; Eurotiomycetes; Eurotiales; Aspergillaceae.